ACCAUAAAUCAACUUUGCCCAUACGUUAUCUAAGGUUUUUUAUUUGAUGGCUGAGGACAAAACUUGUGGUGUUUAACGGUGUUUGUUGUCCUAACCAAUGUUUUUAUCCUCCAUCACACCCUAAUUCAGCUAUAAAAUGUUGAGCAAGGAAAAGAGGAUCCCUAAUGUAAUGAAGUACGUGAAGCUGCAUAAGUGCAGGCUCAAUUAAGAUGAGUUAUUGUUCCAUACAUCGGAAUCCGGUGAUGGAAGGGGAACGAUAUGUGACAAAGAAGACGCACACAAGAUACAUAAGGUGACAACAAAAUUUGUGGAAGCUAGCUAUGCAAAGGUUCUUUGAGGCUAGGGAACAAUGGCAGAAAAAGCAACAACCAUGUAAUGGUAUCUGCAGUGUUGGUGAUCAUAUCAAGAAGGUUGAUGGUACAAGUAGCACGAGGAUAAGUGGGUCUAAUUGAAUGAAAUUCAAGUGCUUGGACCUAGUUUUUCUAGUUAUUAAUACGUGAUCAGUACAAAGAUAUUCUCUAAGGGGGACAAGGGAAUUAUUCCCCUUGUCACUCCAAGAAGUAAAAGAAAUUCUGUUUUUAUUUUCUUUAAUUGGUUUCUUUUUCAAUAAAUUAUACAAGACCUUGUGUGUGUGUGUGUGAAUAUCACAUUUGAGUACCUAUGAAUUUUAGUAUUAGAUCCUUGCUUGGAAUAUCAUCUUUCUUUUUAUUGUCUUCUCUCUCAAGAUCCUUCCCUGUAUAUUUCAAGGUACAAAAGCAACAAACUAUCCAUUGGAUGCCACACAAUUCUUGAUUUCAGUUUCUUGUUUUGUUCUGUUCUGUUCCAAAAGAUGGAUGUAGGCUUAUCAAUCUUGAUGGGGUUACAAGCAACAGCGCUGUUCCUCAUCUUUGUAUCUCUCCAAAAUCUUGAUUUCACUUUAUUAUCAUUACCAUUCUUGUAUGCCUCGUUAGUAUCCUUACUUGUAUCACUGGCUUCUCAUCCAUCAAUCAAUAUCCCUACGCUUUUACGCAAAAAACAAGAUGGGACUUUUCCUAUUUGGUCACUUAUAAUUUUUAGUCCAUACCUAUAUUUUGUUAGAAUCUUUUCAUUUCUACGCAGGUUUACUAGUGGGGAGGAGCCUUAUAAUGAGAUUUGUGAGGGUGUUUAUGUUGGUGGGUGGCCUUAUUCCGUUGAUAAAUUGCCACCUGGUAAUCCUGCUAUUAUAGAUUGUACUUGUGAGUUUCCUAGAAAAGAGGAGUUCAAAGGGCGUUCUUAUUUGUGUCUUCCAACUUGGGAUACAAGGGCACCUCAGCCUGGAGAGAUUGAAUCUACUGUCGAGUGGGCUAGCAGGAAAAGAGCUCAGAAUGUGCCUGUUUUCAUUCACUGUGCUUAUGGUCAUGGAAGAAGUGUCGCUGUAAUGUGCGCACUGUUGGUGGCUCUAGGCGUGGUGGAAGAUUGGAAAAAGGCUGAGCUGUUCAUAAGAGAAAGACGACCUUAUAUUUCAAUGAACUCCGUCCAAUACAAGGCCUUGGAAGAAUGGUCAAAGCACCGGUUAUCUACUCCUAGCAUAGAUGAAGUGAACUCAAGUUCUGCAGUCCCAUCAACUUCUUCUGGACGCUCUCGAGCUGAUAGGCCAAAAAACAGAAGUGGUUAGCAUGCUUAAUUAAUGUGCUGCGGGCUAUUAUUUCAGGUAGCCCAUGUGCUUUUAGUUAAUUAAAAAAACUAAGCCGAAUGACGGUGUUUGGAUGUCAAAAUGUGAUCCAUGGACAUGAAUAGGAACCUUGAACUACGAUGUAUAGACAUUUUCGAUUUGCUAUUGGAAAAAAUGACGAUUUUCAUUUUCAUUA
Molecule: messenger RNA, 1826 nt
Organism: Populus trichocarpa (black cottonwood)
Lineage: Eukaryota; Viridiplantae; Streptophyta; Magnoliopsida; Malpighiales; Salicaceae
Exons: 2
Coding region: 830-1633 (267 amino acids)
Biological process (GO): protein dephosphorylation
Molecular function (GO): protein tyrosine/serine/threonine phosphatase activity
Source: RefSeq, a predicted model, not a curated record